UGUUAGGUAACCUGCUCAGUGCUGCCACUUUGUGGUUAAAGCCACUGUGGAGGGAGCAGCUUCUAGUCGCAGGCAACCAGCUUCCUCCUGAUAGAUAACUGGAGAUCACGAUUUCAUUUAGUAAGUCACACAGAGAUGGAGAAACACAGCGCUAACUGGACCCUUCUCCUGGUGCUGUGUGGCCUCCUGCCACUGAACACUGAGGCUGGCAGGCAGAUGCCAAAACUCUCGGACAAGAAGCUAUGCGCCGAUUCAGAGUGUAGCCACCCCAUUCUCAUCGCUAGAGCUCUGCAGGAUUAUUACCCACAAGACUGUCGCUUCAUUCACAUCCACCAAGGCCAGUCUGUCUAUGUGUAUGCCAUGCUGAAAGACCGUGGGAACCUCUUUUGGGCUGGCAGUGUUCAAGGGUCAUAUUAUGGAGACCAGGAAGCUCGUCUGGGAUAUUUCCCCAGCAGUGUUGUUGAAGAGACACAUGCCUUAAUGCCUGCUGAGGUUGAGGUCAAGACCGAUGUGUGUAUCUCAAUCUUUUCUUUAUGAUAAACAAACUGAUGCACUGACAAAUGCAUGUAAUAGAAAAUGGACGUUUAAGAUUAAUUAUAUUCUCUUU
Messenger RNA from Onychostoma macrolepis, 607 nucleotides. It is a transcript of the gene mia, whose product is annotated as MIA SH3 domain containing. The transcript is spliced from 4 exons. Lineage: Eukaryota; Metazoa; Chordata; Actinopteri; Cypriniformes; Cyprinidae. The coding region runs from base 136 to 537 and encodes 133 amino acids. Gene Ontology annotation, molecular function: protein binding. Gene Ontology annotation, biological process: extracellular matrix organization. The record is from RefSeq and is a predicted model, not a curated record.